Messenger RNA from Dioscorea cayenensis subsp. rotundata (Guinea yam), 2062 nucleotides. RefSeq lists its product as uncharacterized. The coding region runs from base 99 to 1808 and encodes 569 amino acids. The transcript has 5 exons. Lineage: Eukaryota; Viridiplantae; Streptophyta; Magnoliopsida; Dioscoreales; Dioscoreaceae. The record is from RefSeq and is a predicted model, not a curated record.
AUUCCUUCUCAAAGAAGCCAAUGAGUUCCUUUGUUUAGGAACCGCGCUUCUACUUCUUCUUCUUCUUCUUCUCCAUCGAGCUCUCGAGCUCUUCUCCAAUGGACGAUGACUUCAAGGCUGCUGCAAUCCUUGAGUUCAUUCUUCGGCAACCCAUCGAAGACUGGCUCGCCAACGAGCUCUUCCUCGCCAUCCCUGUUUCGUCCCCUCUCUCUCCGUGCCUCACCAAGACCAUCCUCAUCCGCCGCCUCGCCUCUGAGCUUUCGUUUCGUUCCGUGUCUGAGCGAUCUCUCCACUCCCUUGAGCUCCUCAAUGAUCUGCACCACAGCAAUGACCACUCUGAUUCGCUUCGUGCGGCGUAUUGCGCUGUCGCCGUCGAGUGCACUGCUUGCUUCUUGCGUUCUCGUCCCGCGGAUGAUUAUGGGGAGUUCUUUGAUGCGGUGAAUAGGAUAUGGAAUUGUAGGGUGACGGAUCUCGAGAGCGCGGAGGAGGCUGCUGGGUUGGUUUCCGAUGGGUUGAAGAGGGCCAGGAAGGAGAUGGAAGAGGCGGUUGUGGAUUCUAGGGUUAGGGAUGCGUUGAAAAGGAGGGAUACCAAGAAGGAGGCUUUGGAAGCCGUUAGGGUUUAUUUGAAGGAAGAGAGUGCGAAGAUGGGACCUGCUUUUCUCGAGCUUGUUGCUGAAGCUAUUCGUGGCAGUAGGAGCAGCGGGGUUGAUCCUCCUUCGGUGGAAUUGAAGGAGAAGGGCGGUGGAUCUCUGGCCAAAGGUGGUAUCUCUGGCAUAAAACUCAAUCCUUUGACAUUACCGGAGGUGAUGAAAGUAAAGGAAGGGCUUAGAGCGAGUUGUAUGGGUUUGCAAACGGUGGUCAGAGACCCUCUUCCCGAUGCAGUGGCAUUGGCAGCCGAAGUAUCCACGGCAGUGCCAGUUGAAAUGGGGAAUUCUAAGCGAAACGCUGAUCAUGUGUUAUCUUCUGUGGAGGAGGGUGAUGAAGAUGAGGAUGAUGAUGGUGAAGCUCUCACAAGGCGUAAGAAAGAUACUGAAAUUGCUUCACGGCCUAAUGUUGUUGCCCGCUAUGCAACUCGUGCGCAAAUCGCUGAAGGGAAACAGAAGAUUGGAAAUAAUAGGAGAACAACAUCUACUGAGGAUGCUGGAGCUAAUUCAAGUGGGUCGGAUAGCAGGGAUAGUAUUGAAAUAAACAAGAAUGAUGAUGUGGUCAGAGACCCUCUGCCUGAUGCUGUGGAAAUGGUGGUUUCCGAAGAGGAGGAGGUGAUGAUGAUGAUGAUAGACACAGGGCAUGUUAAUGAUAAUGAAAUGGUUUCAAGGCCUAAUGUUGAAAACCCAAAUGCAACUCAUGUACAGGUUUCAAAAGGCAAAGGAAAAAUUGGAGAUUUGGGUGGAACCACAUCUAAGGAUGAUGCUAUAGCUAAUUCAAGUGGGUCAGGAAGUAAAGAUAAUAAUGAGGCAACUAAGAAAAAGCGCAGUAUAAUGGAUUGGAAUCCUACAGCGAGGGCAUAUGAGUGGGAGGAAGACUCAGAUUCUUCGUCUAGUGAGUCGCAAAGCCUUACAAGAAAGCCACACCUGCCAAGCUCCAAGAAAGGAGUAGUUUCUCCCUUGAAGGUUCAAGGGAACAGAAAUUUGGUUGGACGGAGAAAGAAAUUGAGAUGGACAACUGUCGAAGAAGAUACAUUGAGAAAAGCUGUGGAAAAGUAUGGUAAAGGGAAUUGGAAACUCAUUAAAAGCUGCCAUCCUGACAUAUUUGAAGAUAGAACAGAGGUUGAUUUGAAGGAUAAAUGGAGAAACAUGACCAAGCCUUAACUUUUUCACCAUUUUCCCACAAGUCAAAUACCUAAUGAUAUGUACAAUCCUCAACUGAUUUUAUAGCUGAUAUUACAUAGACUACAUUACCUCUUUCCUUUUUGCAUCUUCAAUAAUUAGCUGUCUUCCUAAUCAUAGUGUACAUUGCACUUGUUCCUUAGCUCUUAACUUUUGAGAGGCCAUGUUUUGGCUGAGACACUCUCUCAUUUCAGUGAAAAUCUCAAAAAAUCAAGUAUACACAUUUAUAGUUCUAA